AUGCCUGGUGCCAUUGUUCCCCAUUGACUUGGGUCUCAUCUUGCAACCCCCCCCCACAGGUCAUGAGCAUCCUGAGCAACCCCAGCGGGGUCCCCCCGCAGCCCCAGGCUGACUUCUCCAUCUCGCCCCUCCACGGCAGUUUGGACACCGCCAACUCCAUCUCGGCCAGCUGCAGUCAGAGGAGUGACUCCAUCAAGUCUGUUGACAGCCUCCCCACCUCGCAGUCCUACUGCCCCCCAACCUACACCACCACCGGCUAUAGUGUGGACCCGGUGGCCAGCUACCAGUAUGGACAGUACGGACAAAGUAAGUAUCUGCUACCGGAGGGUUAAGACCCUGCCUGUUGGUGGGGUGAGGUGUGAUUGUUGCAGAAGCUCAUGCAGGAGGGCAACAGGUAACCUCCUCUGCAUCUCUGGAGGUGGGUGGGAAGUUGUGGUUCCUGUGUUGCAGAGGGUUGGACUAGAUGACCCAUGGAGUCCCUUCCAAUUCUACAAUUCUAUGAUUCUAAGCAGGGACCCACACAGAGAACCACAUCAGGAUAAAUUUUACAGAAAACUGUGUAGACAUUUGCUAAAUUAAUGGAUCCCAGUCAAAGUUGGCAUUCUUCUCUCCAUGGACCAACAUAAAUGCAAUGCAUAAAUAAGUACACCAUUAUUAUUAUUAUUAUUAUUAUUAUUAUUAUUAUUAUUAUUUCAAUUGAUAUACAGUGGUACCUCGGGUUAAGAACUUAAUUCGUUCUGGAGGUCCGUUCUUAACCUGAAACUGUUCUUAACCUGAGGUACCACUUUAGCUAAUGGGGCCUCCCGCUGCUGCCGCACGAUUUCUGUUCUCAUCCUGAAGCAAAGUUCUUAACCCAAGGUACUAUUUCUGAGUUAGCGGAGUCUGUAACCUGAAGCGUCUGUAACCCGAGGUACCACUGUGCUGCCCUAUACCCGCAGGUCUCAGGGCAGUUAUAUAUGGGUUGCAUCCAGUGCUAGACCUACUCAGUGUAGACCCCGUUAAGUUGAAUGCAAUGUCUAACUUUGGUUCAUUUAUUUCAGUGGGUCUGCAGUGUGUUAAACCUCUUUAGCUUUUCUCGAUGUUGCCCGGGCCAUUUUGGGACUCCCAAAAGGGGGUCUGGGAGCUCUGGGAGCAAGUGGCAAGGUCCCCGGGGCAAGGGCUUUUGGUCAUCUCCGUGGAGGUGGGAGGGUCAGCUCACCUCUUGGUCUUCCGGGGUCACACACAAUGCCCCCCCCCUCCCGAGAGGCUCUCAGCCAGACAGUUCACCUGCUACCCUUCGAAGCCAGGGAUAAGUUUGUGACCCAUUGAAACCCUUGAAGUGGGGGGGGGGGCUCUCCUCCCUCUCCUCCCCUUUUCGCCCAGGGCUCAUUGCAGAGUGACCUCCCUCCCCCAAGCGGCCGUGACAACCGCCCCCCCCCCCCCUUUGCCCUUGCUCCGUGUAAUGUGUUUCGACUUCUACGGCCAAAUGAGAACCUUCUGUAAACUGCAGAGAGAGGGGCAUGAAUGGCUGUUGACUUCCCCACCCCCCUUGCUCCCUGCUCUUUCCCUCUUGCGGGAAGGUGGGGUGGGGGGGACGGCGCUUGAUCUGCGACCCCGUGACCUUCCUCUCGCUUCUGGAUGCAAAGGCCAGCCACACGUGCUAUUGAUAAAAAUCUUAAACAAAUUCCAAUACCAUGUAUUUCCAAUAAAGAUGCCCCCGGGCCAGGUGUUAGUCACACCCCAUGUGUGUGCGAGGGCAGGGGGGGAGCAGGAGCAAUGUGAAAAAUAAGGAAAUGCAAGGGCAGAGAGGGUGCAGUGGGAGGGGGGUGAAGGAGAAGGGGGAGGAGUGCAUUUCCUCUUAAUACCCCUUUUUUCCCCACCCCCAAAAAACCUUACUGAUAAAUGAUCAAGGCAUCCUUUUUGUCUUUCCCAGAAUUAAGGGGCAAUUAUGAUGCAGAUUGCUGAUUUUCCAUACCCUCCAAUAUUUCUCUGAUGAAAAUAGGGAUUAUUAUUAUUAUUAUUAUUAUUAUUAUUAUUAUACUCUUUAUAUCCCACCCAUCUGACUGGGUUGCCCCAGCCAGUCUGGGCAGCUUCCAGCAUAUAUAAAAACAUAAUAAAACAUUAACAUUUUUAAAAACCACUAUACAGUGGUACCUCGGGUUAAGAACUUAAUUUGUUCCGGAGGUCCGUUCUUAACCUGAAACUGUUCUUUACCUGAAGGACCACUUUAGCUAAUGGGGCCUCCGCUGCUGCUGUGCUGCCGCUGCGCAAUUUCUGUUCUCAUCCUGAAGCAAAGUUCUUAACCCAAGGUACUAUUUCUGGGUUAGCAGAGUCUGUAACCUGAAGCGUCUGUAACCCGAGGUACCACUGUACAGGACUGCCUUCAGGUGUCUUCUAAAGGUUGUAUAGUUAAGUAUCUCCUUGGCUUGGCGGUCGCAUAACUCCAUACCCUCCAACAUUUCUCUGAUGAAAAUAGGGACGUCCUAAGGAAAAGAGGGACAUUCUCGGAUCAAAUCAGGAACCGGGACGGCUUCUGUAAAUUCAGGACUGUCCCUGGCAAACAGGGGCAUUUGGAGGGUCUGAUUUUCUAGAGUGUAUUGGACAGGGGCGUAGACAGUAUGGUGCAGUUCUGAAUUACCAAAUUGGCAGAGUAGGACCCUGCGACAACAGAUCAAAAUAAUAUUGAUUUGAUCUUGUAAGAAAAUUGCAGUGAAGCUUUCAUAGUUCAAUGUUAUCACACUAUAGCGUGUGCAUGAGAUUCUGCGCCCCUCCCCAAGAUUUUGACAGCCAUGGGGCCCUCACAGGGUUUAAUACGGCACUGAUGUGAUGGCCUCCAGCCCUGGCAGGUAUCAAGACCCCUGAGCAGGAAUGAUGAUGUGAGUUGGAACCCAGUAACAUCUGCAGAAGCACAAGUUCCCUGCAUUAAGAGUCGUGAUUCGGGUAGCUAGGGGCAGUGACGGCAAGCAAUGGCCUAGUUCAGAGAUGAGAAAACUGCGACCCUCUAGUUGCUUUAAGACUCUGACUCCCAACAGUCCCAGCUAGCAUUGCCAGUGGUCAGGGAUUAUGGGAGCUGCAGUCGAACAACAUUUGGGAGGCCACAAGUUCCCAAUCCCUUCAUUAAAAGUCAAGAGUUAUGAUGGAGGUAGCUGGGGCUAGUAAUGGCAAAUAAUGGUCUGGUUCAGGGAUGGGGAAGCUAUGGACUUCUGGGUGAGGCUGGGCUCCAGCUACCAUCAGCAUGACCAACACUGAGGGUUGUUGGUGGAAGUUGGCCCAGUGACAUCUUAGAGGGUCACAAGUUGGUUGGUUGAAAGGAGGCAGGCAGAGAUCUGUGUAUCAUCCAGAGACAUAGCGGGUAUCAUCUUCUAAGAGUGGAUUCUUCAUACAGCAAGGGAAAUCUAAGGCUCCACUCACAGGCAGGUCAGUGAUGCAGGAAGGUGGGGAGACCAGACUCAUGCAGAGAUGCAACAGGCACCUCCUCAGUAUGCUGUUUUGGGCUCCCAUGAGCUUCCAGUUUCUACAUUUCGCAUGGCGAUCCCCCUCCCUCAGGGGGGAAAAACAUCUCACGACAUCUGCUGCCUUGCCUUGGCGCAUAGCUUGGACGUUACCAACACAGGCAAAGGUAUUCCCCUACUGACUGUUAAGUUUUUGCUGUUCUGCAACCUCUUGCCUUGGCAGGAGCCUCAAGAGAGGGGGAAUUCUCAGAAGGGAGAGGGCAAGGGGUGUGGAAAUGCUUACCUCCCCCUCCCCUCAGCAGCCCAAACACCUUUCCCCUUUAAUAAACCACUGCUGUUCUGAUUGCUAAGUGAUGCCUAGAUCAGGCUAACCAAAUGCCUGACCACGCUUUGGAAUGCAUUAAUCCCCACGGAGAAUGAAUUUCCCCAGUCGAUCCUGUUUGGCCUCCGUUUUCUACUGGAGUCCCCAAAUCUAAGCUUCCCCUCCCCCUCCCCCCCAAAAACCCCCACAGAAGGAGAACCACCUGUUGAAUAUGUGUGUGUGUGUGUGUGUACACACACACACACACACACACACACAUAUAUAUAUAUACAUACAUAUACAUAUACAUAUACAUAUUAUACAUAUAUAUAUACACACAUUAUAUAUAAAUAUAUAUAUACACACAAACACACACAGCUCACUGGGGCUUAAUUUAGAGGCCCAACAGAGCCCCAGGACCCAAUUUUCUUUGCCAGGUGUAAGUUAAAGGGACCCCUGACCAUUAGGUCCAGUCGUGGCUGACUCUAGGGUUGUGGCGCUCAUCUCGUUUUAUUGGCCGAGGGAGCCGGCAUACAGCUUCCGAGUCAUGUGGCCAGAAUGACUAAGCCGCUUCUGGUGAACCAGAGCAGUGCAUGGAAACGCCGUUUACCUUCCCGCCGGAGCAGUUCCUAUUUAUCUACUUGCACUUUGAUGUGCUUUCGAACUGCUAGGUUGGCAGGAGCUGGGACCGAGCAAUGGGAGCUCACCCCAUCGCGGGGAUUCAAACCGCCGACCUUCUGAUCGGCAAGUCCUAGGCUCUGUGGUUUAACCCACAGUGCCACCCGCGUCCCUGUGUAGUCCCAGGUGUAGAACCUCACAAAUUAGUAGAGUCACAGAACUGUAAAGUUGGGAGGGAGCCCAACCCGCUGCAAUGCAGGAAUCACAGCUCAAGAAUCCCUGAAGGAGAGACCGCUGAUUCAGGCCAAUGCCAAUCUAGUCUGCUAUCCUGUCCUCACAGUGACCAGCCUGAUCCCUGUAGGAAUCCAACACGCAGGGCACAGGCGCAAGGAGAACUCUCCCAUCCUGUGGCUCCCGCAGAACUGGUAUUCAGAAGCAUCUAUGGAUCAGGCCAAAGGGAGUUCCAUCUACCCCCCAACAUCCUGUUUCCCCAGUGGCCAACCAGGUGCCCCGAGGGGAAUUCUGCAAGCAGGACCCCCCAGCACAGAAGCACUGUCUUUCCCCCCACAGCAGUUUCCAACAACUGGUACUGGGAAGCUCUGCCGCCAAUGUUACGGAUCCGUCCAGGCCUCUCGUGGGGAAGCCAAGCUGAGAUCUUGUGGAGACAAGCAGUGAGAAACUCGCCUGCUCCAUCCCGGAUGGUGUCGGCGGAGGUGUGCGAGGGGCAGGGUGGGGGGAGAUGGGGGGGCGGAGAAAGAGGUGAAUGGAGGAGAAUGGAGGAGAGCCAGAACAGAGCAGUCCCAGCCAUUCCCAGAGGCCGAGGCUGCGCUAAUGAAACCGCUGAUGGAACGCAGAAGCGUGAAAGGAUUCCUAAUGGAUGUGACAAGUCUAAUAAGAAUUUUCGCCUGGAAGGGACCCCCCUUUGGGGCAAGAUGCUGACAGGAUGCUGAUGGCUGAAAUUUGUUUACCCGUUGGCACCAAUGGUGCCUUCCUUGCCAGCCUUGUAUUAAUCUAAUUUGUGACAUUAGAAUGAGGGGGGUGGGCACAGAGUUUGACUGAAGCACUGCUAAUCAGGAGUGUCAGUUACUUACAUAUAUAUAUAUAUAUAUAUAUAUAUAUAUAUAUAUAUAUACUUUCACUUGCCAGUCUUCAGAGAAUGGUGGAUUUUGGGUCUUUCAGCCAAGUCAAAAGCACGUCACACAAUUCCGUUUGCAGCCAAGAAAUGUAUUGAGCUUUUAUUUUUAUCCUUCUCCCGCAAACUAAGUCGAGGUCUCAGGACGGGCUCAUGCCGUGGCACCCAAAUUUUCAAGUGCAGGAUGAGGGCACAGGAUUCCGCAUGCUGGACGGAUUCUGGCUUUCUUUCUUUUUUUCAAAAAAAAUUCAACCAAGUUUCUAGGUCUCUAUAUUAAUAGAGUCCAUGUGUUUUGACUUUUGAAAGCAAGAUGACUUAACAAUGGAAAAAACGACACUUUGGGGCAGCCAAGGGGGGCUUAUAAGUGUGUGGAUGGAUGCCAAGUGAAAAAUCAGAAGCCAUGGCUUUUUAAACUUGUUCGUGGGAGGUGGGGUUAUUGGUUUGAGUUUGUUUGUUUUUCAUUAUGUAUUUGUAUUCUCAUUUUGUAUUUUUCUGUCAUGAACCACCAUCGGAUCUCCGGAUGAAGGGCAGUGUACAAAUUUAAAUAAUAAUAAUAAUAAUAAUAAUAGUAAUAAUAGUAAUAAUAGGAUUUCAGAAGUUGUGGGGUAUGGUGUUGAGGCAAGAAUUUCUAUCCCACUUUUCCAAUACAUAGGCAUUUCUCAGGGUGGCUUCUAAUAGCUAAGAACACAAUAUUAUAAUAAAAUACAGUGGUACCUCGGGUUAAGUACUUAAUUUGUUCCGGAGGUCCGUUCUUAACCUGAAACUGUUCUUAACCUGAAGCACCACUUUAGCUAAUGGGGCCUCCUGCUGCUGCCGCACGAUUUCUGUUCACAUCCUGAAACAAAGUUCUUAACCCGAGGUACUAUUUCUGGGUUAGCGGAGUCUGUAACCUGAAGCAUCUGUAACCUGAAGUGUAUGUAACCCGAGGUACCACUGUAAUGCAAAAUGCAUCAGAGAGAGGCAUGGCAGAUGAAUACCAUGUUUUAAAAACUGCAGCUGCCAAGCCCCAUGGUGGGUGAUGAGACAAACAUGGGCUGACUGGCCUCUCCCAUCUUUAUCUAGGGUGUGUCUUUGUAGAACUGUAAACGCUUCUUCUAUAGCAUUAUUCGCACUUUACCUCUUCCUCUGUUGUUUACUCCUCCUCUUCCUUUCCCCAGCCGCAGUUGACUAUCUGACCAAGAACGUGAGCUUGUCCACACAGCGUAGAAUGAAGCUUGGGGAACAUUCGGCUGUGCUGGGUCUCCUACCAGUUGAAACAGGCCAAGCUUACUGA
This is a messenger RNA of Podarcis lilfordi (Lilford's wall lizard), 6755 nucleotides long. Lineage: Eukaryota; Metazoa; Chordata; Lepidosauria; Squamata; Lacertidae. The record is from the annotation of a GenBank genome assembly.